Messenger RNA from Scleropages formosus (Asian bonytongue), 7644 nucleotides. RefSeq names its product histone acetyltransferase KAT6B-like. Gene Ontology annotation, cellular component: MOZ/MORF histone acetyltransferase complex; nucleus; chromatin. The transcript has 18 exons. NCBI's taxonomy places the organism in Eukaryota, Metazoa, Chordata, Actinopteri, Osteoglossiformes, Osteoglossidae. The record is from RefSeq and is a predicted model, not a curated record. Gene Ontology annotation, molecular function: transcription coregulator activity; histone H3 acetyltransferase activity; DNA binding. Gene Ontology annotation, biological process: nucleosome assembly; regulation of transcription by RNA polymerase II. The coding region runs from base 581 to 6487 and encodes 1968 amino acids.
GACAGCACACACACUGAUGUAUGUGUGUGGUACAAGUGCGGUGGGCACGCCGAGGGAAGGGGAGGGUGUUACUCUCUGACAGGCUGCUGUGUACAUUAACCUUUCAAUUAGUUGUUAUCGCGUCGUGUCUCGAGCUCGGAGGCGUCCUUCGCGCGCUCGUCACGUCAUUGUCCCCGUUCUCUAAAAUUCACUUCCCAGCGAGUAACGAAGAGGAGCGAGGAGGAGGCCGCCGAGAAAACUUGACAAGGUAACACCAGGCAGCAGCAACAGCAGCAGCAGCGCCGCCGCCAGUCCACACCACAGCCCCCGCUCCGCAACGCGCACUCAAGGCCUUGGAGGGAUUUUCUGAAAGUUUUCCUUCACGAACUGGCGUUUUGAUGGUAGAACUGAGGAAUUUCCGGCUGCACCAUCACAUUUCUGCAAUUCAGCUGCCAGCUCCCUCUGGGAUUUACAGAAAUGCCACAUGCCGGGCUACAUGGUUUAUUUUUGGGGUCACUUUCCAAAUGUGACUGUGCGUUUAACAUGCGAUGAAGAAAAGGAUGUCUCUGGACUUCACUUCCAUGCCAGCCGCUAAUCAGCCAUGGUGAAGCUGGCCAAUCCGCUGUACACGGAGUGGAUUCUUGAAGCAAUACAGAAGAUCAAACGGCAGAAGCAGAGGCCUUCGGAGGAGAGGAUCUGCCAUGCUGUCUCGGCCUCCCGCAGACUUGACAAGGAGACGGUCCUCCAGCACUUGGAGCUAAGUGUUCGCGAUGGCUCCGUCCUUAAGGUUAUAAACAAGGGCUGCACGUCUUACAAAGACCCUGAAAAUCAUGGGCGGAUAGCAUCUCUCAAAUCUGGGUCAUUAUCCAUCUCUGUAAUGGGAUCUGUGUGGACAUCCAGUGACUUGCAGUGUGUCGAUUGGAAUAAGAUUCUAAAGAGGGCUGUUGAAGAUCUGGGUAACCCGCAGGGGUCCUCUCUAAAGAAUGUUGAGAGGUACCUCAGAAAGCAGGAUGAUCUGUCCGCAAUUGUCAGCAACCCGGCGUUCCAGCAGCGCUUGCGCUUGGCUGUCAAGCGGGCUGUGACCAAUGGGAGGCUGCUGAAGGAUGGGCCGCUUUACAGGCUGAACUACGGAAGCGGAAGGGGUGGCACCGCUUCUCAAGUUCCUCCAUGCCUGAUGCAGAUGACUCUCCUCCCACACGAGAAAGACCAGCCUCGUGCAGACCCCAUCCCAAUCUGCAGUUUCUGUUUGGGGAGUAAGGAGACCAACCGGGACAGGAAACCAGAGGAGCUGCUAUCCUGUGCAGACUGCGGGAGCAGUGGCCACCCAUCAUGCCUGAAAUUCUCCCCUGAGCUGACCUCCAAUGUGAAGGCCCUGCGCUGGCAGUGCAUCGAGUGCAAGACCUGCAGCUCCUGUCAGAUUCAGGGCAAAAAUGCAGAUGAGAUGCUGUUCUGCGACUCCUGUGAUCGGGGCUUUCACAUGGAGUGCUGUGACCCUCCGCUUGCGCGAAUGCCAAAAGGAAUGUGGGUCUGCCAAUUGUGCCGGCCCAAGGACCAGGACAUGCAGUUCCUGCACCGGCGUGCUGCCCAGAUUAAACGGCGCUACGUUCGUCCGGUGGGGCGGCCGAGAAGCAAGCUGACUCUACCAUCAGGGUCUCUGGCUUCUGGAGAGGGAUCUGUGGUAGCCCUGGCAGGAGGGGGUUCACCUGGUAGGAGUCUAAAGGUCACGGUGUGUUCCACAUCCUCAUCUGGUCACGUUGGAUCUAUAAAGAACACCAGGAGUCAACCAGCGCCACCUGAGCCCCAUUGGAGCAGUGAACACACUCUAUUGUCCAACACCAUUGCCAGUACCCCCUCCAAAACUCCACCACUUACACCCCCAUCUCCUUGCUCCACGCCUGCCUUGAACAGGAAGGCCAGAGGACUCAUUGACGGUCUGUCCAGAUUCUUCACGCCUUCGCCUGUUGGACGCAGGCCCCGUAGUGAUGUGACUGACCCCUCAAAGCAAGGUUGGCCCAGGGGAGACAGCCCCCAGGGUCGAGCGCUCGCAGAUUCCACACAGAGAUUGUCCGUGCCCCUCACCCCAUCGCCCCUGCCUGGCCGGAGUCCCCCUUGCCAAAAGUCCAGCAGUUCCCCCAAGAGCUCCUCCAGCCAGUCCAGUGCCCCCUCACUGAGUGGCCUUCCCAGCCGCAGCCAGCUGAAAAGCUUGUUCGAUGGCCUAUCGCACAUCUACGCCACGCAAGGCCCAGCACGGAGAAAGGGCCGUCCUAGCUACGCCCCCUCAAGGCGUUCGCUCCUCUCCUCCCCCUCCGCUUCUCCCUCCUCCACCCCCACAUGGGGAUUACCACGGGGACGCACGUUCAAAACCACCAUGCACUUCAGGCAAGGCAGCAUCCUCAAAAAGCGCAGGAUGCUGGGCAGGUUGUGGUACAAAGCCAAUGCUCAGAAGGGCGCCACUUUGCCAGGACCACAGGCCCUGUCAGACAGAGGAAUUAAACCCGAACAGCAGCAUGGCAGCCGACCUUGGAAGCGGCCCAGGCCAGAUCCUCCGGAGGUGGGAGCGGCCUCACCGGGGACUUGCGUGGCGGCGGAGGAUGUUGACCUGUUCAAGCGUGUGCAAGGGCUUUCCGUGCAGAAAGCGGAGAGCGUAAGCAGUGCAGACAAUGGGCGUUAUCCUGCAUACAUAGAGUUUGGGAACUAUGAAAUCCAAACGUGGUACUCCUCGCCUUACCCACCCGAGUAUUCCAGGCUGCAGAGGUUGUACAUCUGCGAAUUUUGCCUCAAGUAUAUGAAGAGCAAGAGCAUCCUGCAGCAGCACUCGAGCAAGUGUGGCUGGUUCCACCCUCCAGCCAAUGAGAUCUACAGGAAGGAUGAUCUCUCUGUCUUUGAGGUGGAUGGAAAUGUCAGCAAAAUUUUCUGCCAAAACCUGUGCUUGUUAGCCAAGCUCUUCCUAGAGCACAAGACUCUUUACUACGACGUGGAGCCUUUCCUCUUCUACAUCCUGACGAAAAAUGAUGAGAAGGGCUGCCACCUCGUCGGGUACUUUUCAAAGGAGAAGCUAUGCCAGCAGAAGUACAAUGUCUCCUGCAUAAUGAUCAUGCCUCAGUACCAGAGGCAGGGCUUUGGCAGGUUCCUCAUUGACUUCAGUUAUUUACUCUCCAAGCUCGAGGGUCAGCCGGGCUCCCCAGAGAAGCCAUUGUCCGACCUGGGCCGCUUGUCCUACUUGGCAUACUGGCGCAGUGUUAUCUUGGAGUACCUACAGGAGUAUUCAGGCAAGCCACUCAGCAUCAGUACCCUGAGCAGGGCAACGGGAAUCUGCCCACAUGAUAUCGCCACUACCCUGACACACCUCCACAUGGUGGACGUCCGUGAUGGCAGGUAUGUGAUUGUUUGGAAGGAGAGGGCCAUCCAGGAGCACAUGGAGCGACUGAGAGCAAGCCCACUGCGCCACAUCCUGCAUCCCGAGUGUUUGCGGUGGUUCCCUAGGGGUAGGGGCUCUGAGGAUGAGCGUCAGACCCAGCCUCAGGCUGAGCUAUUGCUGGAACAAGGCACAAGCUGCAAGAAGGAUCAGCAGAAUCUCAGCAGCUGGUCUCCGUUCACCAAGGUCCAGUCUAGGAACAUUCUGGAAGGCCGAUCCCGAAGUGGGCGCAGCUCCUUCCAUGCCAGCGCAGGGAGCAGUGCGGACGAGGGGGACCAUGACCGCUCACUCCCCAUUUCAGAGACUUCGAAGGUCAAUUUAGGCCUUACCAGGAAGAAAAACGUCAUAUUCAGACGGAAACAGGGGCGAAAGAGGAAGCGUAUCAACAGCAGCGUUACCACAGAGACAAUCUCUGAAAGGACAGAGGUGUUGAAAGAGCCCCUGGAGGACACGGAUGAUGAAGGGUCCGUCCCGUGUGCAGAGCGUGCUUCCAGGAUGGGCUCCGAUUCGCUAGGAGAACACGUGCAGCAGCGGCGGCCACCUUCAAAAGCUGAAGAGAAUAACAAUCACAGCUGUACAGCUGAAGAGGCAGACACAGAGGAUGUGAAAGGCUCUGGCUGCCCUGCGGUAACAGUGGACCGUCACAGAGCUGUUAAACGUAAAAAGGGCUGGCCCAAGGGAAUGAAGCGUGGACCAUCCAAGUGCAGACUCCAGGGCGAGAGGAAGAACGGCUUCAAGCUCAACCUUUACACCCCACCGGAGACUCCCAUGGAGGCCGACCACAACACUCUUUUGGAGGAAUCGGAGGAACAUCAGGCAAAGGCAUUUUGUGAGGAGGAGGGACACCCAGGUAGGGGGGUGGAUCCAGCGGACGCAGUGAUGGCCACGCUGUCAUCUGAGUCCAUGGAACCACUUAACAAGCUCGAUCCGCCUGCGGACGACUCGGGUGUAGUGCGGGAUCCUGAUCUCUUGGCAGACGACCAGGGCAACCCAUCAAGCAAGGAGCAGGUUUUUAAUGUUGAAGCAGAAGCAUGUGAGGAUGAGGAUGACGAAGAGCCUGUACCUGUUGAGGAUCACGAUGCAGAUGAUGAAGACGACAGUCACGUUGAUUCUACAGAGCAAGAGAAGGUAGAGAGACCAGCAGACACCUCAGUGGACCAGCUUGGACAUUCUGAAGGUUUUUCAGAUGUAGACAAGGCUAGUUAUGAAGAUCGUGCUCUGGAAGUUCCAGCUGGUAUCUGUAGCGAGCAACUUGACCCAGAUAUUCAGCAGCAGCUUCCAGGUGAUGUCUCCCACUUUGAUCACACCCCUCCCUCAGGUGAUGCUGAUCAGUGUAACCCCACAUCUCCAUCAGAAGACAUUGGCCAUUGUCAGCACACUCCUCUGACUGGUGACAUCAUCAUUUUUGACCACACACAUUCCUCAGGAGAUAUCAUCCACUGUCAGCACAUGCCCCCAUCUGAGAUGGAUGGAAAGGAUGCUGCAGGGAGUGAAACCUUCAGGACAGUGGCCCUGAAGGAGGAUCCAACCGUCAGCAGCGAGAUCGACACAGAGACUGCACAGGCGGUGCAAUCGCUGACGCAGGAGGCAGAGGAGGAGUGUGGUUUCCAGGACUGUGUGGAGACGCAGGAGGCCUGCCGAAACCUUCAGAGCUACACCCAUGUGGAUCAGAGUCCCCACAUGGCAUCUCUGGAUGACUGCCCGCAUUCGGAGCACAGCAGCCCCCUGUCCUCCAUCCAGUCCCAUCCCAGCCAGUCUGUCCGCUCAGUUAGCAGCCCCGCCGUGUCCCUGCUGGAGAGUGGCUACGCGCAGAUCAGCCCUGAGCAGGGUACCAUACAGUCCCUCCAGGGGAUAGAUACGAGUCCCAUAAUGGAUGUGCCUUCUGUGUCAGACCCCUCGCAGCAGAUGGUGGACAGUGGCUUCAGCGACCUGGGCAGCAUCGAGAGCAACACAGAGAACUAUGAGAACCCCAGCAGCUAUGACUCCACGCUGGGCAGCAGCAUCUGCGGGGCCAGCUCCACCCAGAGCAGCUGCUCCUACAGCGGCCUGCCAUCCGGCGGACUGGGCCAGAGCAGUUGCGCGGUGAGCCAGCAGAUGGCCAGCAGCAGCUGUGGACUGGUUCAGCAGAGCAGCAUGAACUCCCCACAGAGCUGCAGUGUUAAAUCACCACAGGCCUGCGCUCUCGACCGGCCACCCAGCAGCAGCCACCAACCGCUGUCCCACUGUGCGAUGCCCUCCCGUUUUGCUCCAGCAAUGCAGCUGGCUGACAUUCCUGAGUCUGAAAGCUCCAACCUGGGCCUGUACGAUCGCCUUGGCCAGGGCGACUAUGGUGCAGGGUGCUACACGCAGCCCACGGCCACGUUCAGUCUGGCCAAGCUGCAGCAGCUCACAAAUACACUCAUGGAGCGGCCUCCCGUGCCCUUCAACCAUGCACCUUCGCACCCGCACCCCCCUUAUGCAAAUGCACCUCUCAGCAGAUCAGGCCUCGUGUCUCUGUCACAGUCCCCACAUGUACACGGAGGCCCCCAGGUGCAAGCCACCAUGACCCCUUCCCCAAACUUGACGCCACCGCCAAUCAUGCUGCAGCGCACCAUCGCUGCGUCCAACGCGAGCAUGCAGACGCAAAGGCUAAGGUCGCAGAUGAUGGCCAAAGGCCACAUGGCCAUGCGCUCGAAGUCGGCCCCGCUUCCGCACCCUCAGCAGCAGGUGUAUGGACGGGGCGCCCAAGCCGUCGCCAUGCAGGCGCCUCCCAGGGCUCUGGCAGUGCCUCGGAUGAACGUGGGCAUGAACAUCAUGCCCGCCCCGGCCUACGACAUCAACUCCAUGAACAUGACCCCGCUUAACCACACCACAAACAGCUACCAGAUGACUCAGCCCAUGAUGAACAGAGGCUAUCACAGCAACCACACCUACAUGAACCAGUCCCCGCAGUACUCGAUGCAGAUGGGUAUGAUGGGAACACAGCCAUACCCACAGCAGUCCAUGCAGGCCCCGCCCCACAGCAACAUGAUGUACAGCCCGCCAAGUCACCACGGCUACAUGAACAGUGGCAUGUCCAAACAGACCUUGAACGGCCCGUUCAUGAGACGAUGACCACAAACCCGAGUCCUCACAUCUUCUGAAGUUUGUACUGAUUCCUAAAGUACACAUCUUUUCCUGGAUUUUUGAUCAGUUUUUUUUUUUUUUAAUAAACAUUGUCAUAGUUUGUUUUAUGAUAAAACCAGCAUUUGAUAAGAAUGCAAAAAAAAAAUCUUUUGUGGUGAAAUUGUCACAUUUUAUUUUCCCUUGACAGGGAAGCCUUACAACACCGCAUUUAAAUGAGUGUUAUUUUGUGACCCGCCUCUGUCAGAUGGAGCAGAGGUGGUGUAGUAGCCUGCAAGAUGUAACGGAUCUCUUUAACGUGCCUGUUACACAUGUAAUAUGGCAAGCAGGCCCCUCUAGGGGCACCUGUUGAUCCAGUGCGCCAUUUACAGUUAUGUUGUAUACUCAUGCCUUUCCCUAUUUAAAUUAUUCUGUUAAUUUUUUUGUAUAGUAACACUUAGCAUGCUCCGAUGUCUUUGUUAGUGACAGUGCAUUACAGUAGUACUGUACGAGUGUUGUGAUCGGUAGCAAGCCAUUUUUGAAAUUGCAUUGCCUUUAUUAAGUCUCCCUGUUAAGGGAGGAAAUUAAACUAUAUUUUUGUUAAUUCUAAUACUGUACAAAUUGUAAAAUUUGUUCUUGUUUCAGUUAAGCUUGAAACGUUUUAUUGCUUUGUGUAUAGUUAUACUUUUUUGUAACAAAGUUCUUAAAAUGAGGCAGCUUUCCGUUUUAUAAUGCAAACUAAAGCAUAUCUCAGUGUUUGUAUGCAUACAUUUUAAAGGAGUCUUGGCAUAAGAGACACUCAUAACAGACAUAAAUUUAUUUUACAAAAAUGCCUUUAACACUUUUUCAUUCCAUGUGUAGAUUUGUUUUCUAUCUUUAUAAGAAUGUCAGAUUUAUAUUUUAUGGAAGCGUAGAUGAGCCGGCUGUGAAUAGACCAAGCUACGAUGAGACACGGCAUGUAAAAUGCAAGUGUUACUUGUGUCUGUUUAUAUAUACAAUUUUUUUUGUAGCCUUUGUACCUGUACAGAGUGGCUGGGUGGGUGUGGGGCUGCGGCGUGUACAGAGUGGGACAGAGUAACAGAAUGUCUUGUAUUUAUGAUUCACCUUUCUAGUCAGUCACUUAAAUGCUGUACAUUUUAGCAGAAAAUAAAUUAUGCUGAACCACUGAA